AGCACGAUACUGAAAUCCAUAGCAUAGUAGCAGAUUCAUGCGAAAAGUCAACUUCAUGGAUUGCCUCACUAUCAACGCGGAGCUGAAGGGCAUUCAGAACAGCCGAGGUUCACAUCGAAGAAUGAUCCUCCGGGAAAACGGAUAACCGGUGUCGGUCUUGAGAAGAUAUAAAAUGUACAGCGAAGCACCAGCUGUAUCACGGUUGCCUCUCUCCUAGAACCGUCCCAUCGAACAUGAAGCCCAUUUUCGCCCUCUGUGCCUUUGGCCUUCUCGUGAUCCAGGCUCGAGCCGCCUGCUACAAGUCCGACACUUACUGCUAUGAUUGGGGAGCCAAGGUGUGCGAGUGUGAUGAAGGGUAUCUGAUGGAAUGCGAGGAAUACCUCGUUGCCGAGGUUGAUGGGAAUGGCGGCGAGUCGUACGGCCUGUGGACGAGGCUGAAGAAUUGCCCCGUUCCGGCCGAUGGAGGGCUUCAGUGCGUCGAUGGUGCUUGUACCUCUUAAGAGGGUCCGGCAAGGCCUAUCCUGUUUGUGUCUGUUGCUCAGGGAUCACUAGACAUAUGUCUAUGUGACUUGAGAAUGGCAGUACGGGGUGAAGAAUACCGGCGAGGGUGCAACGAGGGUUAAACUGGCAGGACUGAGAGUGAGGGUUGGAUCACACCAACGGGCAAGGCAUCAUGACGCAAGACAAUUCAGAACCCUAGAAGUCAUCUUAUACCACUGGAAUAAGAUUGAGAAGAGGUCUUGGAAAAUGUGAUAA
Molecule: messenger RNA, 756 nt
Organism: Aspergillus saccharolyticus JOP 1030-1
Lineage: Eukaryota; Fungi; Ascomycota; Eurotiomycetes; Eurotiales; Aspergillaceae
Exons: 3
Coding region: 234-500 (88 amino acids)
Source: RefSeq, a predicted model, not a curated record